UAAUGCUCUGAACUUCGAGUCACUAAGCCUGGAAUUAAAGGAUCCUAGUUUGAGUCAACGGAUUUUAUCGGCUUCACUGGGUGGUAUAGUGACAUCACUUGUCAUGACACCGCUGGAUGUGGUAAAAAUUAGAAUGCAGGCCAAUCAAAGAAAGUCUUCUAAAUGUUUUAUUUAUUGUAAUGGGCUUAUGGAUCACCUUUGUUCAUGCAGUGACGAAGUGAGCAAGACUUUUCGAAGCCUCUCAAGAACUUAUCCAUGGUAUUCAAGAAAAGACAACUUCACUGGUACUUGGGUAAGUUACUACUGUCGUUUAUAUUCACACAGCGAUCCGUUACUUGUGUCUUAUAGCAACUACAUGAUUAUAUAG
Molecule: messenger RNA, 367 nt
Organism: Protopolystoma xenopodis
Lineage: Eukaryota; Metazoa; Platyhelminthes; Monogenea; Polystomatidea; Polystomatidae
Source: the annotation of a GenBank genome assembly